UGGGUAAGUGCUGGUGGUUUCAAGCAUCAGACAGCCCUCCCGGGUGCCAGCCUGCAGACGCCUUUUACUCCAAUUCCUCCAGUAGAUAGUUGUAUUCCUUCAAGGCAAAAGAGUGUGGUGGUUUCCGGAUGAAAUGUUUGCUGUUGCUUUCUUCAUCUUAUUUUUGAUGACUUGUCAGCCUGGGGUAACUGCACGGGAGAAGGUGAACCAGAGAGUAAGUCGGGCUGCUACCCCCACGGCAGUCACCUGUCAGCUGAGCGACUGGUCGGAGUGGACAGAGUGCUUUCCAUGCCAGGACAAAAGGUACCGACACCGGAGCCUCUUGCAGCCGAACAAGUUUGGGGGGACCAUCUGCAGUGGUGAUAUCUGGGAUGAAGCCAGCUGUUCCAGUCCCACACCCUGUCACAGGCAAGCACAAUGUGGACAGGAUUUCCAGUGUAAGGAGACAGGUCGCUGCCUGAAACGCCACCUGGUGUGUAACGGAGACAGGGACUGCCUUGAUGGCUCUGACGAGGAGGACUGUGAAGAUGCCAGGGUCUUUGAGGAUGACUGCAGCCAAUACGAACCGGUUCCAGGAUCACAGAGGGCCGCGCUGGGGUACAAUAUCCUGACCCAGGAAGCGACUCAGAGUGUGUACGAUGCCAGUUACUACGGGGGCCAGUGUGAGAUGGUUUACAACGGAGAAUGGAGAGAACUUCGAUACGACCCCAGCUGUGAGCGUCUCUACUAUGGAGAGGACGAGAAGUACUUCCGCAAACCCUACAACUUCCUCAAGUACCACUUUGAAGCCCUGGCUGAUACUGGAAUGUCCUCAGAGCUGUACGAUGAUGCAAAUGACCUUCUUUCUACAGUAAAAGAUGACAAGUCUAAGUCGGGUGGUGUGACCCUGGGCAUAGGCCCAGCCGGCAGCUCUGUGAUGGCGGAAUUAGGUGUGCGUGGAUCAGAAGACUCUUCGUUCUUGAAUAAGUUAAGCAAGUAUAAUGAGAAGAAAUACAGUUUCAUGAGAAUUUUCACGAAGGUGCAGACGGCCCAUUUUAAGAUGAGGAGGGACAACAUCAUUCUGGAUGAGGGGACGCUGCAGUCGCUGGUGGAGCUCCCGGAGCAGUACAAUUACGGCAUGUACGCCAAGUUCAUCAACGACUACGGCACCCACUACGUCACGUCCGGAUCCAUGGGUGGCACUUACGAAUAUAUCCUGGUUCUUGACAAUCAAAAAAUGAAGUCUCUUGGUAUCACCAGCAAUGAUAUCAAAACCUGCUUUGGAGUCUCUUUGGGCUUUGAGUAUGAGUACACAGACAGCAUAACCGUCCAAGGAGCCUUAUCAGGAGAUCAUUGUGAAAACUUUGGAACGGGCAAAACUGAAAGCAGCAUGCAGGCCAUGGGCGUGGAGGACAUCAUUUCUCGGGUGCGAGGCGGCAGUUCUGGCUGGGGCGGCGGCUUGACGCAGAACCAGAGCACCGUCACCUACCGUUUCUGGGGGAGGUCGUUAAAGUAUAAUCCUGUUGUUAUCGAUUUUGAGAUGCAGCCCAUCUACGAAGUGCUACGGCACACAAACCUGGGGCCGCUGGAGGCCAAGCGGCAGAACCUGCGCCGGGCCCUGGACCAGUACCUGACGGAGUUCAACCCCUGCCGCUGCGGGCCCUGCUUCAACAAUGGGGAGCCCAUCCUCCAGGGCACCAGCUGCAGGUGCCAGUGCCGCCAGGGCUACCAGGGCCCUGCCUGUGAGCAGACGGAGAUAGAGGGAGCCAAAGCGGAUGGGAGCUGGAGCUGCUGGGGUUCCUGGUCUGCGUGCACAGCAGGCACCCAGGGGAGGAGGAGACAGUGCAACAACCCCGCACCCCAGAAUGGAGGGGCCUCAUGCCCAGGGCGGGAAGUGCAGUCCCAGGCUUGCUAAGGCCUCUGGGCACAGCCUGGGCUGGAGCUGCCGUGUGCCACCAGAGCUGGCUGUUGGAUACGGACCACUUUUAGCUGAGAGAGGAUACGCGUCAGCACAGACGACUCUUCAUCCUGCCAGGCCUAAGACUGGCCAUCCCAUGGACAUCCACCUGUCCCAUCAGCUACACCACUCAGUUGUUCAUUCAACCUCUGGGUGGGGAAUAUUAACUAGAUGCUCAGUCCUGCUCACAGCAUGUUGUAGCAUCUAAAAGAAACAAUGAAAAACCCAAGAAAACUGAAUCCAUGACUGAAGAAAAUUUAUAGGAUGGUGGAGGGGCAUGGCAGGCCGACACUUUUGAUAAAAUUGAUGUCCAAUAAAACAAAAUAUGGUAAGAAU
This is a messenger RNA of Otolemur garnettii (small-eared galago), 2272 nucleotides long. RefSeq names its product complement C8 alpha chain (gene C8A). Gene Ontology annotation, biological process: immune response. The record is from RefSeq and is a predicted model, not a curated record. Gene Ontology annotation, molecular function: protein binding. The transcript has 11 exons. Gene Ontology annotation, cellular component: membrane attack complex. The coding region runs from base 134 to 1894 and encodes 586 amino acids. NCBI's taxonomy places the organism in Eukaryota, Metazoa, Chordata, Mammalia, Primates, Galagidae.